Molecule: messenger RNA, 1425 nt
Organism: Striga hermonthica
Lineage: Eukaryota; Viridiplantae; Streptophyta; Magnoliopsida; Lamiales; Orobanchaceae
Source: the annotation of a GenBank genome assembly
AUGGCUGAAGCUCGCCGACGCCCGCCGGCGGUGGGCGCAACUGUCCAAAACGACGAGGGUAUGGAAGUAUCAGAGUCAUGUUCGACGAUGAUGGACGUUGAAGCCAUCCGCGAGAAGCUCCGUCAGCGAUGGGAGUUGGCCUCAGUUCUCAACUUCCUCCACGUAUUUGAGCCAGUUAUUGAGAGUGAUCUGAAGAUAACCGCCGAAGAUGUUGAAACAGCACUUAUUGAGCAGAAUGAUACACUUGCUAAGAUUCAUAUAGCUCUUUUGAAGGGAAUUGUCUCGGAGAGAAAAACACUGACGAGCUCUGGUGAUUGGAUAGUCACUCUCAGCAGGACACUUUCAGCAUGGUGGCCUUGGGUUGCCACUGGAGAGUUCCCUUUAAAUGGAGCCAAAGGGAAGGAGAUAUCUGUCUAUAGGGAUCUUGAAGCAACAACCCGCCUUCUAAUACUCAAAGCUCUUUGCGAAGUUCGAGUUGAUCAAUACGAUUCAGGGUCUUAUGUCAACGAGGCAAUGAAAGAAAAUUGUGAUAUCUCAAAUUUUCGAAAGUACAAGCUUGCUGAUGAUGGAAAUGGAAUUUACUUCUGGUAUGACGGAAGUGAAACAAUUGGUCACAGAUUAUAUAAAGAAGUUAAAGUCUUUCAAAAUGAGGGUUUUGGCAAGGGUACUGUGCAAGUAAUCCUCUCUCAAUGGGAGACCCUUGCGACAAAUCUCGAAGAAUUCAAAAAGAUAGUGAGUGAUUUUUCAUCUAGUGGGGUUGCAUUGGAGAUUGCAGUCAGCAACCGUCUUAACGUUGAUGUUAUUCCAGUUCUUGAAAGGCAAUGGAAGAAAAAAAAGAGGGCAAUGCACCAGAAGCAAAGAGAACAGAUGCUCCUGAAUGGUUUUCGAAGUUCGCGGUUAACUCGAUCUUCCCAUAAUCAGAAGACUGUUGAUUAUAGAUUUGAUAGUUAUGACAGAUCCAUUUCAGAGGCCAUACAAUAUGCAAACAAAAGGAAGACGGGGGCGGAGAAAACACAAGAUGAGAAACUGAACCCGAGAAAAAAGGGAACUGCCUCAAACGAAUUCAACAAUUCUGGCACUACUUCAUUUGAUGGUGAAUCCGAUGACAGCAACACCUGCAGAAAUAUUCAUCGAGGGGAAGACAGUUCUGACGAGUCCAGCCAUGAUGAAUAUGACAAUGAAAAGGAAGAACAUGACAAUGGUGACAUCACUGACCAGAAAAAUGUCCACUCCGAAAAACAAAUCAAGCAGAUAGUCAAAGGGCCCAGGGGAUCCCAUUUCAGCAAGAGGCUAGCUGGGAUUCCUGCCCACACCAUCUCGGAAAGCAUCAACUUGGGUGCGAAAAAAAGGCUGAGGCAAAGGCCUUCCGUGAAUACUGCUCUUGAGCCUGCUGUGGUUCCUGAUUCAGAAGACGAAAGCUUAUGA